AUGUUAUUCAUUACAGUCGCAGCAAUAUUCCUCUUCAUAAGCCCAAUUCAAUCCUACCCAUCUCCUCAAGAAUAUGCAGAACGGCGUUCUGCACAAGUAUUUACCGGAGAUGGCACUUUUUAUGAUCCGGGAUUGGGUGCUUGCGGAAUUACCAGCUCUCCAAAUGAUUUUAUUGUUGCUCUCAAUAAAGAACAAUUUGAUUCGUUUCCUGGAAAUCCAAAUUUCAAUCCCUUCUGUGGUAAGCAAGUGGCUAUUUCAUUUGGCGGAAAAACAAUUACUUGCACAAUUGUCGAUAGGUGCGAUGGAUGUUUAUUUGGAUCACUUGACCUGUCCCCUGCUGCAUUCCAGGCCCUGGCGGAUCCAGGCUUAGGCAGAAUAAAAAUUUCUUGGUCAUUUUGCGAUGGAAAUAACCCACCACCUGACCAUGGUUCUGAUGGCCCAGAACAUCCUGACCAUGGCCCCGACAGUAAAAAGCAUCCUGAUCAUGGCCCCGGUAGUAAAAAGCAUCCUAAUCACGAGGACGUUCCUGAUACAACCACCACUCCCGAGAUCGCUUCCGAUAUUACCCCUGAUACUACUACUCCUGAUUCGAUGCCAAUUCUAUCACUACCACUACCGAAAUUGAUGUCGAUCCUACCAUUACCACCACCGCCGAUGUCGAUGUCGACACUAUCACUACCACCAUUCCCACCACAAUUGAACACCAAACAAUUCAUAAAAUUCAUAAAUCGAAUCAUAAAAAAUCAAGGCAUAGACAUAAAAAACAUAGGCAUCAUCAUAAACAUAUAA
Molecule: messenger RNA, 789 nt
Organism: Acaulospora morrowiae
Lineage: Eukaryota; Fungi; Glomeromycota; Glomeromycetes; Diversisporales; Acaulosporaceae
Source: the annotation of a GenBank genome assembly